AUGGCAAACAAGUUUGGAUUAGGGUCUUUACCUCUAGAAUCUAAAAAUCCCAUGAGUUCUACGGCGUUUAUAAUCAAAGCGAAACCUUUUUUCGUGGAUCAAAUCGGAGACACCUUACAAGGGGAUAUGGAUAUGAACAAUUUCAAAAUAACUAAUUUAAAGUUUCCAGGAAACGAUAACGAUGCCGUGAACAAGAAAUAUUUACUGGAUCAAAUAAAAGCAAUUCAAAUAGAUAAGGACCAUGUUGAAAACAGAAUAAAUGACGUGAAGAAAUACUUCAGACGAAAUAUUAAAAAUCUUGUGAACGAACCCAAACUACAACAAGAGUUAACGAAUUUGAAACGUCUUAUUCAAGUGGAUAAAACAAAUGAUAUGAAAAGUUAUUUUAAAGAACAGGUCAAUCUUUUGGUAUCUAGAAUUCAUGACGAUUUUUUGAGACAAGAUAGAAAGUUGAGCAAAUUAGAAGCUAUUGUCACGGACAAAUCGUAUUAUUUCAAUCUUCCAUUCGAAAGUGACACUGUCUUCGAUAGAAAAGACCAAAAUUAUAAAUCAAACAAAUACGGAUUCAAAGCAGAAAUAAAAGUGGGUUCUCUCGAAUACGGUGAACCUAAAAACGUAUUCGAUAUCGGCGAAACGCAAGAGUUUUCUUUUCGAGGUAAUUGUCUGAUUCAAAUAGAGUUUCCCAUGAAGGUUAAAGUCAAUAAAGUAGUCUUCAAACAAACCGGUAAGGCCGUCAAACAUAUUUCAUUAUUCAAUGAUGGUAAUUUGGAAGAGAAUAUACGUUUGAUUGAUAAAAGGGAUCAGGAAAUUGAAACGAAAAAUGGUAAAUAUGUAGACACCUUUAAAAUGGAAGUAGAAAAUGAUAAGGAUAUCAUUGGAAUCAAAGAUUUGGAUAUGAUAUUGGAGACGGAAAAUCCACCAUCAAGCAACAUUGACAAAAUUCCACCACGCUUACACAAACACGGAAAAAUAGAAUCGAGCAGUCACGAGUUUUUACGAACAACAGACUUUGAAUACGUAAAACUGUAUUUCGCUUUAGGUGAAAAAUACACCUCUAUCGAUGUUCAUAAAAGUCAACAAGAACGAGAGUUUAUAGUACAUUUAACGUUUGUCGAAGGUUCCGACUCCAUCCUUCAUGCUGGUGGUUAUAUUUUUAGCGCCAAGAUAAACAUCGAAAAAGAAAAAAUAAAAUAUUCCUAUCAUCUUAAAGAGGACCAUACGAAAAAAGAAAUGUCGUUAGUACGCGUAAAUGUUUUUACUUUUAAUACCCGAAUAUUUAAGAAUACUAGGCCAAACGACCACGCUCUAUUUGAUAUUCCGUGGUUCUAUCUAUCGGAAAUUCACUUAAUUUAA
This is a messenger RNA of Lottia gigantea (owl limpet), 1353 nucleotides long. RefSeq lists its product as hypothetical. Lineage: Eukaryota; Metazoa; Mollusca; Gastropoda; Lottiidae. The transcript is spliced from 2 exons. The record is from RefSeq and is a predicted model, not a curated record. The coding region runs from base 1 to 1353 and encodes 450 amino acids.